GCAUCAGAUAAGGUAGCCGUCUCCUCUGAAUAACAGCCCAGGGGCUCCUCUACUACUGUCAGAGACUUGCAGAGAAGCAGGGGAAAAGAUGGUGAAGCUUGCAUUUGGAAGCUUGGGCGACUCUUUCAGCGCGGCGUCCCUCAGGGCCUAUGUCGCCGAGUUCAUUGCCACGCUCCUCUUCGUGUUCGCUGGCGUCGGCUCCGCCAUUGCCUACUCGCAACUGACAAAGGGCGGCGCGCUCGACCCUGCCGGCCUGGUGGCCAUCGCCAUCGCCCAUGCGUUCGCGCUCUUCGUCGGUGUCUCCAUGGCCGCGAACAUCUCCGGCGGGCACCUGAACCCCGCCGUCACCUUCGGCCUCGCCGUCGGCGGCCACAUCACCAUCCUCACCGGCAUCUUCUACUGGGUCGCCCAGCUGCUCGGCGCCUCCGUGGCGUGCCUUCUCCUGCAGUUCGUCACCCACGGAAAGGCCAUCCCGACGCACGGCGUCUCCGGCAUCAGCGAGAUCGAGGGCGUGGUGAUGGAGAUCGUGAUCACCUUCGCGCUGGUGUACACCGUGUACGCCACCGCGGCCGACCCGAAGAAGGGCUCCCUUGGCACCAUCGCUCCCAUGGCCAUCGGCUUCAUCGUGGGCGCCAACAUCCUGGCCGCGGGCCCCUUCAGCGGCGGCUCCAUGAACCCGGCCCGCUCCUUCGGCCCCGCCGUGGCGGCCGGCAACUUCGCCGGCAACUGGGUCUACUGGGUCGGCCCGCUCAUCGGCGGCGGCCUCGCCGGGCUCGUCUACGGCGACGUGUUCAUCGCCUCCUACCAGCCCGUCGGCCAGCAGGAGUACCCAUGAGCAGCACGGAUCCCGGGCCCGCCAUCCAUCGUCGUCGUCGUCGUCACCUCGCCUCGUCUUGUGAUUAUGUUCUGUCUCCUUUGCAUUUCCCUUUUGGAUUUCACCAACGACGGUGCAUGUCAACAAGUUGUAUGAGAACCGUUC
Panicum hallii is the source of this 979-nucleotide messenger RNA. RefSeq names its product aquaporin TIP2-3. Gene Ontology annotation, biological process: transmembrane transport; water transport. Gene Ontology annotation, molecular function: water channel activity. The record is from RefSeq and is a predicted model, not a curated record. The transcript has 3 exons. NCBI's taxonomy places the organism in Eukaryota, Viridiplantae, Streptophyta, Magnoliopsida, Poales, Poaceae. Gene Ontology annotation, cellular component: plant-type vacuole membrane. Bases 89 to 835 code for a protein of 248 amino acids.